Paecilomyces variotii is the source of this 1602-nucleotide messenger RNA. RefSeq lists its product as hypothetical. The record is from RefSeq and is a predicted model, not a curated record. NCBI's taxonomy places the organism in Eukaryota, Fungi, Ascomycota, Eurotiomycetes, Eurotiales, Thermoascaceae. The coding region runs from base 246 to 1415 and encodes 389 amino acids. The transcript has 5 exons.
GGUAAAUGCUAAGUAACUAGUUGUUCGGGUGUGUUACAUUAUUACUUAUUAUUCGCACAGCAUGCCUAAAGGCGAUAAUGAUUUUCAGUCCACCUACAACUACCAAUUUGGGCCCUUGUUAUACUACAGCUCCAACAUCCAGAAUGUCUCGUUCUUAAACAUGCAAGUGAUGUUGGCCGUUGGAUCUGCCAUUUAUGGAUCGAUGCUAGGUGUCCAGCAGACCACAGCCUGGAUACAGACAAGGGAUGCUCAGGCGGGUGGAAGAGGUCGAGUCCUCACGAUUAAAGGGAAAAGGGUUCUUCGAAAAUUCCAAGUCCAAAGACUGCAGGUGUCUUUAUCUAUAUGAAAGAGGAGAGAAGACAAUCAACAACACACACAAGGUUUACUCUGUUGCGAUAGCAUGUAUUGUCCUUGGGAUUAUCUCUAGCGGAUGUGUUAUUCUACGACUUAUGCAGAGACUUUCUACACGAUCGUUUGGUCCUGAUGACUACGCUAUUAUUCCUGGGCUGAUGCUCUAUAUCGGAUGGACCGCGAUGGCGGCCUAUGUCAAUCUACACGCUGGUGUCGGAAAGCCGCUCUGGGAGAUCACCGUAGGGGAGUUUUCGGUCUGGUUCAAGGUAACGAGACAAGGAAUUGGUGUGAUCGAAGCAACGCUGUCUAAUCAAAUGCUUCAGGGUAUUAUCGGAUCAGCCUGGAUUUAUCCAGCGAUGAGCAUGUCGAUACGGACUUCUAUCCUAUUAACCUAUGACAGAAUAUUCGCGAAGUCGAUGCCGACGGUGCGCUUUAUCAUUCGGUUCUUACUCAGUCUGCAAGUCAUCUACCUGAUUGUUUACUCUAUUCUUCCGGCCUUCAUUUGUCGCCCUCUUAACAAAGCUUGGCAUCCGCUGGAACGGCAACAAUAUUUCAACGAUUGGUACUAUUACUACCUUCAAGUGGCGUUGUAUAGCACCAGUAUGGCUUUUGACGUGAUUCUCCUUGUUCUGCCACUGUACCCGAUUAGCCAGCUGCAGAUGGCUCUGCGGAAACGAAUCGGGAUCGGAUCAAUUCUAGUUCUUGGGGCAUGCGCAGGAAUAGCUGCAGCGUAUAAAUUGGGCAUCUUCGUCCAGCAGAUGACGCGCUACACAGACAUCAACCCUAGAUGGAGUCAAUACGAGAUGAGCCAGCUCAUCCCACCCCAGUUCGACAAGUAUGGCAACACGUUUUGGAUUCCCUCACAGGUGGAACCAUCCGUCGCGUUGAUCGGGACAUCUCUACCUGCAAUGAGGCAGUUUGUAGUAAGAAUGAGAGAGAAAGAGGAGGAAAGUAAAGGGCGAUUGAGGAUUGGAGACUCGGAUCCUUAUGAUUUACGUCGAGUUCACUCCAAGGUUCCACUACGGACUGAAAACUUGGACAUCAGUUCUAAUACCGUAGCAUGAAAGGACAGAUGUGUAUUUGGACUGAGGCAGAUAGAUUACGAUGACAUGAUAUCUUAUACGGCGCUUUUAGUUGAACUUGAUAUGCAUGAUAGCUAGUAUAGAUUAUGGUGGCGUUUAAUAUGGACCUAUCAGAAAAUAGCCCCGAAUAAAUAGAAAACCGUUGGUUUUGGGUUGGAAUUCUAUUUAU